UCACCUUCAUUCUGCCCUCUCCAUCCCAGCACCUUGAGCGCAUCGAUUAGCACCCUUAUGAGCCCCCGCCUGCCUGUUUAUUGGAGGGAGGUGCCACCGGAAUCGCACGGCUCAUAAAUAAGCUCGACACCCCUGAAAACCGAUCACCAUUCUAAAGACAGGAGGGGAGACGAGGCAAAAAAUAAAUAGACAAAAAAUAUUAAUAAUAAAAAGUGUCAGUGUGUGUGUUGGUGCGUCUGCUGGAGCUACACAAUGUACGUGCGCGUUUCGGGUCUUCUUCUGUUUGCAUCGUUUUGGAGCGUGCGUACCGGUGCAGAACAUUGGUGCUACCAGUCCCAGGUGACCUGUGAGACACCCUGCAAAGGACCUGAUGAUUGGCAUGAGUUGUAUGAAGACUGCAAGGAAAAAGAACAGUCUCCUAUUAAUAUAGUGACCGGGAAAACAGUGCUGGAUGACAAACUCACUCCGUUCAUAUUCAAAGGCUACCAAGAGGCAUUCACUGGCAUCCUGAAAAACAAUGGACACACCGUGAAAGUAUCUGUCCCUUUUUCGGCCACUGUGAGUGGGGGAGACCUCAGAGACACUUACAAAGCUGUGCAGUUUCACUUACACUGGGGGCAAAAUGGAGGCCCUGGGUCUGAACACACUAUCGAUGGGGAGCAGUACCCGAUGGAGCUGCAUAUUGUUCAUAUGAAGGAAAGGUUUAAAACUUUGGAAGAUGCGCUAAAGGAACGACAUGGAGUGGCAGUGCUGGGAUUCUUUUAUGAGGAAUCAAAAAGUGAAAACAAAAAGUAUAAUAAACUCAUACAAGCCUUGGAAGAAGUGCAAAAUGCUAAUGAAAACACGACGGUCAGUGGCAUCUCCCUAAACAAUCUCAUACUCAGUGAGGAGAACAUGACCCGGUAUUAUCGCUAUGAUGGCUCACUGACUACCCCUGGCUGCACCGAGGGAGUGGUGUGGACUGUGUUUGAGCACCCCAUCCCACUGAGUAAAGAACAGCUCAAAGCAUUCUCCAAUUUGAAGUUCCAUGAUGGUAAAGAUAUGGUAAAAACCUUCAGACCAGUGCAGCCAAGAUACGACCGUAUAGUUUACCGCUCUGACAGCACUGUAGUCAUGCUCAGCUUCACUCUCCUCCUGGUGUGUCUGUGUUCAGUUCUGGGUUUUUCCCAGCGCUACUAGAGCAUAAGCCGAGACACAGUCCGGCACCAAAACACGCAGAAUUGCAAAGCCAAAUGGAUUGAUAGACAUUUUUUAUAUGUGCAUAUUACAGUGAAUGCACUUUUGAUUUAGUCCCCAUCUUUGAGGCGAGACUUCAUUUCCACAUAGGUGCAUGACAUGCUGGUAUUUUGGAUGGCUUAUCUGGAAAACAGAACGAUGUUCAUCGCUAUCAAUAGCAACCCAGCUAAACCCUCUGGAGAGAGACAGAGAGGUUAUAAAUGGCUGGCCUUUAUCUAUCUGAGGCGCAGCCAAACCUGAGCCUCAUACACAUACAGCACACACACACACACACACACACACAGCAUGUGGCUAUUCAUCUGUCAACGUACUGUGACUGUGUUAUUUAAAGGUUAGAAUUACACACACCUGCACACACACACACACACACACACACACACACACACGUGCAUGCAUGCACACACACACACACACACACACACACACGAGCAAGCAUGCACACACACACACACACACACACACACACACACACACACACACACACACACACACACGUGCAUGCAUGCACACACACACACACACACACACACACACACACACACACACACAGGGUUGAAGUACCUCACUACAUUGGCCUGAGUUUUGUGUGAUUUCUGAACUGAAGAACGUAGAGGUCACAGCUUAAAUCUGAGGUCAUAUUUUACCUUCCAUUUUUCCUAAGAUGAAAUUAUAACAUAAAGGGCAUACAGGUAAAAACUUUUGCAAUAAAAAAUAGACAGUAGUGUGAAAUGAAAGUAUACUGUUUCUUAUUUAAAGCACAUAUAUACGUAACUUUCUUCGAUUGCAUAAGGCUUCCAUCUCAUUCGGUCCCUAUCUGAGCUAGUGUUUUACAUGAAUUUAUUUAAUGACUUGGGUGGCAUGGAUGAAGGUGGUGCCAUAAGCAUGUCACAUAUCAACAUUUAUAUCAUGGUCAAAAAUGUCAAUUUCAAUAGAAUGUGUUGAAUAGACUGUAGAUACCAAUCCCCAACACAUUCACUUCCUCAUAGACAGUGUUCCAGUAAGCGAAGGAACUCUGGACUCAGCAGUUUUUAUAAUAGUAAAAAAAAAGCCAACAUGAACUUUUCCAGUUAGGAAGUUGGCUGCCUGAUGAGCAUGCUUGAUUGUUGUCUAAAAAAACCCACAGAUGUACAUUCACAUAGUACAAAAAGAGAGUUUUACAUUUUGAGUUAAAGAUGAUGACAUUCUAAGAAGAUCAAGUCUGGUAGCCCAGGUGUCUGAGACAAUAACCUUUUGUCCUUAUGUACGUCCUGACCACUGGGUAGGGUCCCAAGGGCUCUCCAGUGCUGAGUUUUAGUCAGACUUGGAUGACUACAGCGACGCACGGCGAGUUCUUAAUAAAGAGUAUUUUCUGCUUAAAAGACAUCCCAAUGUUUCCUGGUCUCUGAUUCAACAGAGGAAAAAGUUUCCAACAACAAUUAAAAUAUUUUAUCUAGUAUAUGUCAUUUGUGGCAGUACUGAAUCAAUCUCAACAUUAAAUCACCUUAGAGUUUUGACUGAAACAGACUUUUCUAGGGUGCCACGAUGGCAUAGUGGUUCGUGUUGUCACUUCUCAACCAAAGGGUUAAGGGUUUGAUUCCCACCGCUGGUCUGUUUGCAUGUUCUCCCCAUACUUGGUGAGUUUCCUCUGGGUACUCUGGUCUCCUUACACAGUCCAAAGACAUGCAGAUUAGAUUUAUUAGCAUUCCCAAAUUGCCCAUGUGUGUGUAUGUCUUGCGAUGGAUUGGCACCCUGUCCAGGGUGUACCCCGCCUCGUGCCCUUAGUUUCCUGGGAUAAGCUCCAGGCCCCUCCUGUGACCCGGUACAGCAUACGUGGUAUAGAAGUUGAGUGCUUUUUCUAGAUCUUCCACAGGUUUUCUGUCCCUAAUGUGGCAUACUAUAUAGUCACUAUGGAGGCUUUUAAAAUUUGAACAUUUUAAUGGUGGAUGUAGAUCAUAAGCGGGUGUAUUUAUUUAUUUAUUUAUUUUGCCAAGAACUUUCAGUGCUAUCAAAAUGCCACAGUGUGGUGUUAGCUUCUUAGAUAAAAGCAACUGAAAUAACAAAAAGUGGUGGAGGUCUCACACUAAGAUCACAAACUGAGUCUAGUGUGCUGUAACCUCAAAUAAUAAUAUGGAGCAAUCAUUUAAUAAAAAAUAUAUUAAAAUGUAAUGAUGCAAAAAAUCCACAGUAACCACAUUUGAUAUUUCAUUGUUACUUUUAGGAAUGUUUUGCUACUGAGCAAUCAAAUUUCCGCCAAAAUCUGCUAAGCUUCUUCAGAAAUACUUCCACAAUACAUUUUGACGCUCUACAAGAGUGAGGUGGUUGAUUGUUUUUUUUUUUUCCCACACAGCCUUAAUCUAUUCCAGCCUCAUGGUAUGCUCAUACAACCAGAGUUCUCUCUCAUGUUCAGUUUUCUGUGGGUCUCAGAAGCCCUGAAUGAUGAUUGCGUUAUAAAAACCUGCUAGAAUUUUCAGGAAAAAAGGCAUAGACGACAUAAUAUGGAAUAUGAUAUAAAGAUGGAAAAAUGUUUAAACCUCCAUUGUGUUCUUUGUACACUUUUGUCGAUUUAUUUUAAUAUAUAAUGUGCUGUUCUUAUCUGUGAUGUCAUUUGUACUGAUUUAUUUCUUAAAAGUAAUUGAAUGAUAUUUUCUGCAAACAUGGAUUUGAAUCUUUAUUGUACAAAAUAAAUGUAAAACAAUUGCAAAUGAUAUCAAGUUCCUAAUUCAAUAAUGAACUACUGAAUUACGCACACAUAAAAAA
Molecule: messenger RNA, 3972 nt
Organism: Clarias gariepinus (North African catfish)
Lineage: Eukaryota; Metazoa; Chordata; Actinopteri; Siluriformes; Clariidae
Gene: ca4a
Product: carbonic anhydrase IV a
Exons: 8
Coding region: 253-1179 (308 amino acids)
Cellular component (GO): plasma membrane
Molecular function (GO): zinc ion binding; carbonate dehydratase activity
Source: RefSeq, a predicted model, not a curated record